Molecule: messenger RNA, 597 nt
Organism: Perca flavescens (yellow perch)
Lineage: Eukaryota; Metazoa; Chordata; Actinopteri; Perciformes; Percidae
Product: myoD family inhibitor domain-containing protein-like
Exons: 3
Coding region: 1-597 (198 amino acids)
Source: RefSeq, a predicted model, not a curated record
AUGUUACCAGGAGAACAUUUACCUGUGGACGGGACGGAGGAACAGAGCAACCCGACUAAAGCUCAGCCUCUGCCUGCUGCAGCCCCACCAGCAGAGGCUUCACAGGAGGCAGCAGGGUUGAAGAAGCCUCAGUCUGACCUCCAGAAGCCCACCUACCCGCGAUGUGGGCUCACAGUCCCAGAACACAGACUCCCCCAUCUCCCCCCUCUCCCCCCGGGCCUGAGCCGACUGCAGGGCUCCAGCCCCUCGGUGCACAGCAGCAGCAGCAGCAGGAGACACAGGGGCAGUGUGGCUGGCUCACACCUCCCUACUGCUACACCUGCUGACUCGUGUUUACACCUGCUGCUGGCGUGCCUGUCGUGCCAGUGCUCCGUGCUGCUCCUGGGUCUGCUGGAGGCCUGUUCCUCCUGCCUCCACGCCCUCUGCUCCUGCUGCUGCCACGCCUGCGCCCGCUGCUGUUCGGCCAUCCAGGAGGCGCCCGUGGAGGAGCUCAACUGCCACGCCCACUGCCACUCGGUGCUGGUGGAGUCUUGCUGCGAGCCAAUCGAGUGUCUGGAGUUUUGCCUGGAGUGCUGCGAGAUCUGCCAUCGCAGCUAG